Molecule: messenger RNA, 1443 nt
Organism: Candidozyma pseudohaemuli
Lineage: Eukaryota; Fungi; Ascomycota; Pichiomycetes; Serinales; Metschnikowiaceae
Exons: 2
Coding region: 1-1443 (480 amino acids)
Biological process (GO): protein localization to microtubule plus-end; spindle assembly; regulation of microtubule polymerization or depolymerization
Cellular component (GO): microtubule organizing center; spindle midzone; cytoplasmic microtubule
Molecular function (GO): microtubule plus-end binding
Source: RefSeq, a predicted model, not a curated record
AUGGUUGUUGGCGAAAGCAGAACAGAGCUUCUUAACUGGCUAAAUGCCACUCUCAACCUCAAUUAUUCCAAGGUGGAGCAAUGCGGUACUGGAGCAGCUUACUGCCAGUUGAUGGACUCCAUAUAUGGUGGAGUUCCCAUGGGCAAGGUCAAAUUCGAUUCUAGCCUCAGCGAAUACGAUUCAAGAGCAAACAUGAAGGUCCUUCAGGCCGCCUUUAACAAGCAGCGGAUUCUGAAGCAGAUCGAGGUGGAACGUCUCAUCAAGUGCCGUCUUCAAGACAACCUAGAGCUCCUACAAUGGUUCAAAAGGCACUGGAUGGAACACAAGGACGUCAACGUGGUUUACGACGCAGCAUCCAGAAGAAAACUGGGCGGAGCAAGAACCCCUCUGGGACCCAAUUCCCGCAGAAGCACCAUGACUUCCAACCCACCUAGUGCUGGAUCAAGUUCCAGACCCAGCCGAAUCAGUUCAGGUAGCUAUAAUGGCUCAAGCGAUCCUCCCAUUUCUGUGCCAAAAAGACGUGUUUCCAGUCAAGGCACCGGCAGAGUUACCGAUGACCGUGUUGCUGAGCUCAUGGCGCAGUUGGAGCAGGCCAAGGCAGAGGUGAGUGAAAGCAGAACUAACGUCGAGACACUAGAAACAGAGAGGAAUUUCUAUUUCAACAAGCUACGGGAAAUCGAGAUCUUGACACAGCACAUCGACACCGCUUUUGAGAAGGACGACGCCAGUUCGAAAGAGAUCCAGGGCAUGCCCAUCCAGGAAUUGGUGAAGCAGGUGCAAGACAUACUAUGGCAGAAGGACAACGGGUUCGAGAGCAACGCCGAAGAGAUGGACGCGGAGUUUUUCUACCCUAGCAGGCUUCUGCAAAGCGGGCCUUCGCUCUCGAGGGGCUUCGUUGCCAGACGUAUCUCCGAAGGAGAAUCAGGUCGGAUGAAGCUGCAACUCAACUGUGAGGCUUGCGGCAAGGGUUACAAACACGUUUCAUCGCUAGCAAAGCACCUCUGGGAACACACGCCGGAGUGGAAGAUGACAAAGAAAUUCGUCAUGUCGAAGCACCAGCAGGUGCAGUUGCUUGAAGCUGCAUCGAUUUUGGUCGGCAUGAACGACCCGGUUCCCGAAGACGAAGUUCUGGAGCCUUCAAGCUUGCGCAUGCAGAGAAGAUUGUCACAGCGGCCCGAAUCGCUUCGCUUCAGUGACUCCUUUGGCACCUCUGGCGGCUUUGAAGUCGAGCAAAACCCUCAUGCUGCGCUGGACAGAUCUCUUUCCUUUUCUGCCCACCCACCGCUGGCGGUUGAAAUCUCAAGGCUUUAUCCAGGCCAUGUAGGCGGCUACAUUGAUGUCCCUAGUCGGGAACAUAUCAUCAAGCGGCGUGAAAGCGAGGUGAAGGAGGAGUCGGAGGAAGCUGCCGAGUCCGACGAAGAGAUAAUCGGCAAGAUGGAGUAG